This is a messenger RNA of Cucurbitaria berberidis CBS 394.84, 1500 nucleotides long. RefSeq lists its product as uncharacterized. Gene Ontology annotation, molecular function: transmembrane transporter activity. The transcript has 2 exons. Gene Ontology annotation, cellular component: plasma membrane. The record is from RefSeq and is a predicted model, not a curated record. Lineage: Eukaryota; Fungi; Ascomycota; Dothideomycetes; Pleosporales; Cucurbitariaceae. Gene Ontology annotation, biological process: transmembrane transport. Bases 1 to 1500 code for a protein of 499 amino acids.
AUGCCGGUAAAAGAUGAGACGAAAGGACCCAACAUAGACGAGGGCAAUAUGGAAGUAGGCCCUGGCAAGCAGGCAAGAGUCGGGGGCUGGAGAGGCAUGCUCAAUUUUCUGGAGAAGCGUGGAGAUGUCGAGCUCAGAGGCUGCACACCGGUGCCGUAUGAUCAACGGAAUGAGACGAAGUACUUCAACAUAUUCACGCUGUGGUUCUGCCUCAGCUGCAAUCCUUUACCGGUCACCUUUGGCAUGGUGGGAACCAUGAACUUGGGUCUCAGCCUCCGAGAUGCCUCACUCGUCAUUCUGUUCUUCACUCUGAUCUCGACUGCACCAGUGGCCUAUCUCUGCACGUGGGGCCCAAAGACUGGUAUGCGACAACUGGUUCAGGCCCGUUUCUCUUUUGGAAAGUACCUCGUCUCUGUACUUAUCUUGCUGAAUCUUGCCACGCUCACCGGGUUCUGCGUCGUCGAUAGCAUCAUUGGCGGGUUUGCACUGUCUGCUGUCAGAGAUGGGGAGACUAUCAGCGCGACGGUUGGUAUCGUCAUCAUCUGCCUCCUCGCACUGAUCAUCUCCUUCUGCGGCUUCCGAGUGCUACACAUGUACGAGCAGUGGGCAUGGAUUCCCGCCCUGAUUGCUCUCAUCGUAGCUGCGGGAUGCGGUGGGAAGCUGCUGAGCCAGCAGGUGGAAGCCCCUCUCGCUACCGCAGCGCAAGUCCUGUCAUUUGGUGGCCUCGUGGCAAGUUUCAUGUUACCUUGGGCCGCACUCGCAAGCGACUUUUCGACAUACAUGCAUCCCAAAGCAUCCAGUUUGCGGAUCGCAAUGUACACGUACAUCGGCCUUGCUCUCCCAACGAUCCUGCUCAUGACACUCGGCGCAGCCAUGGGCGGCGCAACACCCAAUAUCCCCGAAUGGCAGGCUGGCUACGACUCCAACGCAGCUAGUGGUGUUCUUGCAGCCAUGCUACAUCCCGCAGGUGGUUUCGGCCGCUUCGUCACCGUCAUUCUGGCUUUUUCGCUGCUUGGAAACCUUGCAGCCACCAUGUACAGCGUCACCCUGAACCUGCAGAUGUUCAUCCCAUGGCUGUUCCGCGUUCCACGAGUGUUUUUCAGCAUCCUCAUCACGGGCAUCGUCAUUGGCGUUGCCGUCGAAGCAGCAAAGAGCUUCUUCGUGAACCUAGAGAACUUUGUUGCAGUUAUCGGAUACUGGUCCUCGGCGUUCAUCGGCAUUGUUCUUACAGAGCAUUUGCUAUUCCGGCGGGCAAGUUUCGCGUCGUAUACUGAGGACGAGACGGCAUGGGAUGAUGCCAAGAAGCUUCCGCCAGGCCUCGCUGCUAUUGGCGCUGCAGUGCUGUGCUCUGGCCUGGUUAUUCCGACUAUGGGGCAGACGUGGUACACUGGUCCGAUUGCAGAGACUACGGGCAAUAUCGGCUUUGAGGUUGCUAUCGUGCUCUCAGCGCUGUUGUAUGUGCCCUUGAGAGCUUUGGAGAAGAAGACAUGCGGUAGGUGA